Messenger RNA from Selaginella moellendorffii, 1117 nucleotides. RefSeq names its product chromatin modification-related protein EAF7. The coding region runs from base 37 to 813 and encodes 258 amino acids. Gene Ontology annotation, molecular function: calcium ion binding. The record is from RefSeq and is a predicted model, not a curated record. The transcript is spliced from 7 exons. Lineage: Eukaryota; Viridiplantae; Streptophyta; Lycopodiopsida; Selaginellales; Selaginellaceae.
GCCCUAGUUAUCUUUCGAAUUUGCCCUCGCCCUAGGAUGAGCGCUUACGAGAAGGUACGCCAAGAGCGCAUUCGAGCAAACAAUGCGCGCCUUGCCGAGCUAGGGCUGCGCGAUCUGGCCAGGGAUAUCGCCUCUCAAGCGCAGGCUCCAGCUCGAGAAGCGAAGCCGGCGAAGCCGAGCACAUCGGCUGGGCCGGUAAGAAGGUCGGAUAGAUUGCGGGCCAUCAAGAGCAACAAGAAUGAGGAGGUCUCUGAUGAGAGUGACGAGGAGAUGAUUGUCACACGGGAGAUUCGUGACGAGGAGGAGGAUUACGUUCCCCCAGCUGAUGAAGAGCAUGUUUCCGAGGACAGCAGUGAUGAUGAGCAUAUGAGUGAGGACGAAGAGUCUAAUCAACCAAAGACCGAAGAGCUUGUGAAUUCCCAUUUGGAUUUCAAGCAGGACGAGGACUUCGAUCUUCAAGAGGCUAUUGCUCUGUCUCUUGAGGAGGUACAUGACGGAAGCUUAAUCGACAGUAGAACUAAAGCUGUGAAGAAGUCAGUAAAAGAAGAUUCAAAGCGCAGGAAAAAACCGGCUGCAAGAGGCUCGUUUCACCUGUCCACAAAGGAUAUCGACAUUCUUUAUCACGCAAUCGUUCAAGGUAGAAGGGGCCUUUCGCUGCGAGAAUUGCAACAAGCAGCGUCUGCACAUAACUUCACUUGGACAAAGCAGGAACUGCAAGACAUGAUUAGAAUUUUUGACACCGACCAAGAUGGCAUGCUCAAUCUUGACGAGUUUCUAAACAUGUCGACGCGUUGCCAUAUUCUCGAAGAUUGACAUGCGAAGCGGCGAAUUAAUAGAGACCUACGCCGCCAAGACAUAGUCUCACGGGUGUGAAUGGGUCUUCCGCUAGUACAGCGGCCUACAGUGGACAUGCAUGAAUGGAACUGGGAAGUGGCUCUCUGGCAGUAACAGACGGUUGCUUUUUGGUCACAAGAAUCAUAAUGGGAUAUUUGCUACGCGUAAAUACUGGCACGCAGUCUGGAAGUCAUUGCAGCACCAUUCCUUUUUUCGCUGUUGCUUGAGCCAGGCUUUCAGGAAUUUUUAUCUACAUUCGCUCGGCCGGGCCGGGGUUUACACA